CACUAAGAUGCUAAGGAGCCUUCCAUUCAAAUCAUCAGAAGAAGGGAGUUCGGAGGUCAUCGCCGCAUCGUCGCUAGUGUGUGGCUAGCAUUUAGCGCUCGUUCUUUCAUUAUGGCAAAACAUCACCCUGAUUUGAUUUUUUGCAGGAAACAGGCUGGAGUUGCCAUUGGAAGACUAUGUGAAAAAUGUGAUGGCAAAUGUGUUAUAUGUGACUCUUAUGUCAGGCCCUGUACACUAGUUCGUAUUUGUGAUGAAUGCAACUAUGGGUCUUACCAAGGGCGCUGUGUGAUUUGUGGAGGUCCUGGAGUAUCUGAUGCCUACUACUGCAAAGAGUGCACCAUCCAGGAGAAAGACAGGGAUGGCUGCCCCAAGAUCGUGAACCUUGGCAGCUCGAAGACUGACCUUUUCUAUGAGAGAAAAAAAUACGGCUUCAAGAAGAGGUGAAGAAACAGGGAUUUUAUGUCACAGUAGUUUUUCCAUGCACAAGUUUUCCAUUUUGUUAUCAGACUUGUUGUUACAAUAAAUUUUUUUAAUGUUGUGAUGAA
Sinocyclocheilus rhinocerous is the source of this 545-nucleotide messenger RNA. RefSeq names its product PHD finger-like domain-containing protein 5A. The record is from RefSeq and is a predicted model, not a curated record. Bases 112 to 444 code for a protein of 110 amino acids. The transcript is spliced from 4 exons. NCBI's taxonomy places the organism in Eukaryota, Metazoa, Chordata, Actinopteri, Cypriniformes, Cyprinidae. Gene Ontology annotation, biological process: mRNA splicing, via spliceosome.